Messenger RNA from Beauveria bassiana ARSEF 2860, 1413 nucleotides. RefSeq lists its product as uncharacterized. Lineage: Eukaryota; Fungi; Ascomycota; Sordariomycetes; Hypocreales; Cordycipitaceae. The transcript has a single exon. The record is from RefSeq and is a predicted model, not a curated record. Gene Ontology annotation, molecular function: chloride channel activity. The coding region runs from base 1 to 1413 and encodes 470 amino acids.
AUGUCAGUCCACGAAAUGGACCACCAACCUCCGCCACUCCUAGUCCCCAAGGUAGAGGCAGCCUCGCGCGCCAUGACGGGCGACACUCUGGGCCGCGACGAUAUACUAUCACCAACUCUUCCGUUCUCGACGUUUCCGCCCUCAUCGUUUCAGCGCCACGGCCCGCAGCACCUCGACGACUACUUCACCGGUCCCCGCGACCUCGCACGACACUCGAAAUGGCCCGUCUUCCUGCAGAUGCACGGCAGCAUCCUGCCCAAGAUGAUUCUGCCUCUCUUCUUCGUCGGCGCCUGGGCAACGGCCAUCACCGUCAUCUCUGAGGAGUUCCACAAGCUCGGCGUCAACUCUGUGCUCCUCACCAUUACCGGUUUCGUCGUCGGUAUGGGCCUCUCGUUUCGCAGCUCGACGGCGUACGAACGCUACCAAGAGGGCCGCAAGUACUGGACCGCCCUCAUCACCUCGUCCCAGACGCUGGGCCGCAUCUUUUGGAUCCACGCCAAGGACCGCGCCGAGCAGGACCCCCGCGCUACGCUACUCAACCGCCUCAGCGCCAUGAACCUGCUCGUCGCCUUUGCCGUCUCCCUCAAGCACACGCUGCGCUUCGAACCUUAUACCGACUACGACGACCUGCAGCACCUCAUCGGCCACCUCGACACCUUUGCCAAGGCCGCCACCGCAGACGCCGGCGGCAGCAUCGCCACCGUAAAGGGCAAGGGCCUCUUCAAGUCGGUCGGCGAGUACCUCGGCGUCUCCUUUGCGGCGAGCAACCCGCGCAAGACGCUCAAGCGCGCGAGCAAGCCGCUCGGCAACCUGCCGCUCGAGAUUUUGAGCCACCUCGCCCUGGCCGUCGACGAGCUCGUUGCCAAUCAGCAACUGACGGUGCCCAUGCAGCAGACGCUGGCUUACAACAACCUCACCAUACUCGGCGACGUCCUCGCCGGCUGCGAGCGCAUCCUAAACACGCCGCUUCCCAUUGCCUACAGCAUCGCCAUUAGCCAAACCACCUGGGUCUACGUCAUGCUGCUGCCCUUUCAGCUCGUCGGCCUGCUGCACUACGUCGCCAUUCCCGCCACCAUGGCCGCCGCCUACAUCAUCCUGGGCCUGCUGCUCAUCGGCCGCGAGAUUGAGAACCCCUUUGGGCAGGAUGUGAAUGAUUUGCCCCUGGAGAGCUUCUGCGAGCAGAUUGCGAGCGAACUCGACAUUAUCGCGUCCUUUGACAAGAAGACCACCAGCGACGUCUUUCACAGCGAUGACAACUUUCCCUUGUAUCCGGUCAGCACCGCGCCGGCGAGCGUCUGGUUGCAGCGUAGCGAGCAGAAGCUGCGCCAUACCAUCAGGACCAAGCCGAAUGUGACUUUUGAUUGGAAGAAUUCGCGAUCUGCGCCAAAAAUUGUGGGCGACAAGAAUGUUUAA